AUGGUUGUGUUACCUUCUUCUUUUACUGGUGGACCCCGUUAUAUGCAUGAGCGAACUCAGGAUGCAAUGACAUAUGUUCGACAUUAUGGACGGCCAGAUUUGUUUAUUACUUUCACCUGCAAUCCCAAGUGGCCAGAAAUAACAGAGCUUUUGCGUCAAGGUCAAAAAUCACAUGAUCGACAUGACAUUGUAGCGAGAGUUUUUAAUGUAAAAGUGAAACAUAUGAUGAAGCUUCUUACAGUGGGUAGUAUUUUUGGUAAAACAAAAUGUCACAUGUACACUUUCGAAUGGCAGAAACGUGGACUUCCUCAUGUUCACAUUCUACUGUGGUUGGAAGAAAAAAUAAGAUCUGAGUCUGUUGACCAAAUUAUAAGCGCUGAAUUACCUGAUCCUAACCUAGAUCCAGAUCUUUUUGAAAUCAUAAAAUCAACCAUGAUUCACGGUCCAUGUGGUUCUUUCAACUCAAAGUCACCCUGUAUGGUUGAAGGAAAGUGUACUAAAAGAUAUCCUAAGGCAUUUUUAAAAGAAACUGUCGCUGGAGACGAUGGCUAUCCUCAGUAUCGCAGAAGAUCUCCAGCAGAUGGUGGAAUGAAAAUAACCCUUAACGGAGUUGAAGUUGACAAUAGAUGGGUAGUCCCGUACAAUCCCGUUCUAUCCCGUACUUUUAAAGCUCAUAUUAAUGUGGAAUAUUGUAAUUCUGUUAAGUCUAUUAAAUACAUUUGUAACUACCUUAAUAAAGGAUCUGACCAAGCAGCGUUUAUCGUUGAGGAUUUUGAUGAGGUGAAAAAGUACCAAGCAAAAGUACGUUACAUUAGUAGUUCUGAAGCGGUUUGGCGCAUACUUUGUUUCUCUAUUCAUGACAGAUUUCCUUCUGUCAUGCAUCUUGCUGUACAUCUUGAAAACGGUCAACGAGUUUACUUCACAGAAGGAAAUGUAAUUGAUAAAGUUGUUAAUCAACCAAAGACAACUCUAAUGGCUUUUUUUGAACUUUGCAACUGUCAUAAUUUUGCAAAAACUCUUUUAUACUUUGAAGUUCCGGCUUACUAUGUAUGGAAGAACAACCACUUUGAAAGGCGGAAAAAAGGUAAGGAUGUUCCAGGUUAUUUAGGAGUUAAGAAAGAUCAUGUUUUAGGUAGAGUGUAUACCGUUCAUCCCGGUAAUGCCGAGUGUUAUUAUCUACGUCUUCUAUUACAUCAGAUUCGAGGUCCAGUAUCAUUUUCUGCUUUAAAAACUGUUGAUGGAGUAAUUCAGCCAACAUUUCAAGCAGCAUGUAGAGCACUAGGUCUUCUCGAAGAUGAUGCUAAUUGA
Molecule: messenger RNA, 1308 nt
Organism: Chrysoperla carnea
Lineage: Eukaryota; Metazoa; Arthropoda; Insecta; Neuroptera; Chrysopidae
Exons: 1
Coding region: 1-1308 (435 amino acids)
Source: RefSeq, a predicted model, not a curated record